Molecule: messenger RNA, 2197 nt
Organism: Talaromyces stipitatus ATCC 10500
Lineage: Eukaryota; Fungi; Ascomycota; Eurotiomycetes; Eurotiales; Trichocomaceae
Product: aspartic-type endopeptidase (CtsD), putative
Exons: 2
Coding region: 312-1778 (488 amino acids)
Biological process (GO): proteolysis
Molecular function (GO): aspartic-type endopeptidase activity
Source: RefSeq, a predicted model, not a curated record
AUCCAUAUCAUAUUAUUCCCUUCAUUAAUUCGCUCUUUCCUUCUGUCAGCAGUCCCUCUUUUGGUCCCCUUCCCCAACCUCAUUCACUGUAUACCUUUAAUAUUCUUCUAUCUCAUUGACUUGUGUUUUUCUGCAUUUCUUCUGUUCUGAUUUUUUUGCGUGUUUGUUCCUUGAUCAGCAUAAUCACUAAUCUUCGCAUCGUCAUUGUCAUAAUCAUCCGAUCAAUUGAAUUGCAUGUCAUAUUAAUCAACUGCUGUCAUCAAUGAAUUGUUCGACGACCACCGCAAUAUUCGAGAUCCUCGUCUAGGAUCAUGCUUUUUUCUCGAUAUGUACUCCCUGCAGCUGUUCUGUCAAUCGGCGUCAACGCAUUCUAUCCAUACAUCCGCCCUUCGACUGCGGUUCCGUCAUUAACCAGCAGACUGGUCGAACGGUUCUAUCCAUUUCACUUGCGAGGGAGUUCUAGCAGCGGGGACGAUGCCACACAUGACGAGUUACUGACUCUUCCGCUGAAAAAGCGGUCGACUGUGAAUAAACGCGAGAACAAGUAUACAAUUGUCCAUGGAAACCCUGCUACUGGCCCGAACAGCGCGACCGUUAACGAGGACGGAAAUGACUUCUCCUACUUCUUUGAGAUGGAUUUCGGGUCAAACAAUCAGUCCAUGUGGAUACUGUUCGAUACUGGCGGUACAAACAGCUGGGUAUUCGGCACCAACUGCACAGUCCCCGCCUGUGAAAUGCACAACACCUUUGGCCAGAAUGACUCGACAACGUUGCAGACAUCGGGGAAUACGUUCAGUGUCGGUUACGGAUCUGGAACAGUGUCAGGCUUGCUGAGCUCCGACACGGUCAAACUCGCCAAUUUCAGCUUCCAACUCACUUUUGGACUGGUCAAUAAUGCAUCAAAGGAUUUUGUCGAUUAUCCCAUGGACGGUAUUCUCGGGCUGGGUCGCUCGAAAUCGAGCACAACGGGGACAUCCACAGCAAUGGAGGCCAUCGACAAUGCAAAACUCCUUCCGUCGAACAUUGUCGGAAUCAGUUUGCAGCGAAACGAGGAUGGUGCGAAGGACGGUGAAGUCACAUUUGGCGGGGUUGACGCUUCGAAGUUCGAGGGUGACAUCACAUAUACCUCUGUCAUAUCAACCACAGACCGGUGGGAGAUUCCAUUGGGUGACGCUGUUGUUGCUGGCACUCGUCUCAAUGUGACUGGCAAGUCUGCUAUCAUUGAUACCGGAACGUCAUAUAUCUUUCUUCCACCAGCCGAUGCCAGCGCGCUUCACGCCUUGAUCCCAGGAUCUGCUUUGUCAGGCCAGGAAUACACUUUUCCAUGCUCCACAAACACAACUGUGCAAUUCACUUUUUCUGGUGUGACCUAUAGUGUUUCGCCCAAAGACUAUAUCGGCAGUACAACAGAGAACGGUGGUACGACAUGCUUUUCAAAUAUCAUUGCGGUCCAAACAUUUGGACCUGAUGACUGGCUUCUCGGGGACGUCUUCAUGAAGAAUGUGUACUCGGUCUUUGAUUUUGACCAAAAUCGUAUUGGCUUUGCUGCUCGAAAUGGUACAGCGGCUACCAUCAGUACUGCUUCGCCCGUCUCUGCUGCUGCCAGCUCAGGGAAUGCCGGUACUACCACAUCUCCAGCCAACACCACCACACAGACAGCUAGUGCCACUCACACGGGUGCAUAUACUGGUGCUGCCGCCUCUUUCUCACUUCCUUCGCUGGUCAAACUUACGACUUCGGUGAUCUUCUUAGGCUUGUAUUUCCUGUCCAACCUCUGAUUUGCGAGAGACUCUUUGUUCUAUUUUUGUUUUGCUUCUUUUCAUUCGUUCGGAUACCCACAACAGCAUUGUUGUUUUGUUCUUUUUUCUCACAUUUGCGACAGAAAAGCAUCUCUGUCACCUGCCUAAUCAUUUAAUCUUCUCUCUCAUGUCUGAUUAUUCAUCUCUUUCCAAUUUUUACGAGAGCUGUACUAUAUUCUUUAAUCUCGCUGCACACACACUUCUAUCUGUCCGUUUGAUAUUGAUUUCAGCACAAAAAGCGAGAAUUUGUCGGUAGUACAUAUUUAUCUGAUUCAUCGGUUAUUUAGGAUCUGCUGAUGAAUGGAUUUUAUAUUUUACAUCUUUUGAUCCUUUUCUAGAUACAUAUACAUAGUUAGUCUUAGGUAGUUAUAGACAAUGGAUGCAGUACACCCAUCCUG